This is a messenger RNA of Heterotrigona itama, 1440 nucleotides long. Lineage: Eukaryota; Metazoa; Arthropoda; Insecta; Hymenoptera; Apidae. The record is from the annotation of a GenBank genome assembly.
AUGACUAUCAAAAAGAUUUGCGGUAUCGGUGCUGGAUACGUAGGCGGGCCAACGUGCAGCGUGAUAGCACUGAAAUGCCCAGAGAUUCAAGUGACCGUGGUGGACAAGAGCAAAGAGAGGAUUGCACAAUGGAACUCGGAGAAGCUACCGAUCUACGAGCCAGGUCUCGACGACGUUGUUCGCAAGUGUCGCGGCAAAAAUUUAUUCUUCUCCACGGACAUGGAGACCGCGAUCCAGGAGGCUGAUUUAAUUUUCAUCUCGGUGAACACGCCGACGAAAACGUUCGGCAAUGGGAAAGGGAGAGCAGCCGACUUGAAGUACGUCGAGAACGCGGCCAGAAUGAUCGCGGAAAUUGCGACCGGGGACAAAAUCGUUGUGGAGAAGAGCACGGUGCCAGUGAGAGCGGCGGAGAGUAUCAUGAAUAUUUUACAUGCCAAUCACAAGCCAGGAGUAUCGUAUCAGAUCUUGUCGAAUCCAGAGUUCUUGGCGGAGGGGACCGCUAUCGAGGAUCUAGUGAACGCAGAUCGUGUUUUAAUCGGUGGCGAGGAUUCACCGGAAGGGCAGGCGGCCAUCGAGGAAUUAUGCAAGGUUUACGAGCAUUGGAUUCCAAGGAAGAAUAUUUUAACUACAAAUACUUGGAGCUCGGAGUUAUCCAAGCUGGCUGCCAAUGCCUUUUUGGCGCAACGCAUAUCAAGCAUAAAUUCCUUGUCGGCAGUGUGUGAGGCGACUGGUGCGGAUGUAUCCGAAGUGGCACGAGCGGUUGGCCUUGACUCGCGAAUAGGAUCGAAGUUCCUUCAUGCAUCGGUCGGGUUCGGCGGUUCGUGCUUUCAAAAGGAUAUUCUUAAUCUGGUGUACAUCUGCGAAUGUCUAAAUUUACCUGAGGUGGCGGCUUAUUGGCAACAGGUCAUAGACAUGAACGAGUACCAGAAAUCUAGGUUCUCAGCGAAAGUAAUAGAAUCCCUGUUCAAUACUGUCACGGAUAAAAGGAUUUCUAUGCUGGGUUUCGCCUUCAAGAAAAAUACCGGCGACACACGUGAGUCACCGGCCAUUCAUGUUGCCAAGACUUUACUCGACGAGGGUGCUAUGCUUCAUAUAUACGAUCCCAAGGUCGAAGAGAGUCAAAUAAUCGAGGAUUUGACGCAUCCGAGUGUAACUAACGAUCCAGAAUACGUAAAAACUAGAAUCAGUAUUUACAAGGACGCUUACAGUGUUACGAAAGGUACACACGCUAUAGUAUUGUGUACGGAAUGGGAUGAAUUUGUAGAAUUGGAUUAUAAACGAAUUUUUAUCAACAUGAUGAAACCUGCAUACAUUUUUGAUGGUAGGAAGAUUCUGGACCAUGAUAGACUACAAAAAAUAGGUUUUAUCGUACAGACUAUUGGCAAAAGGAUUACAAGAUCCGUACUUUCAAGAGCAUGGGGAAGUCAAACUCAAAUCUGA